AGAUCUGCGGUUUCCCUCCCAUUGGCCGGCCUGCGUGGGUGCCAACUUCUGCACGUGAUUUAAUGGAUCAGAAGGAGGUGUCAGUGAAAAAAAAGGUCCAGAAUGAUUACUAACCUAUGACUCCCAACAGUAUGACAGAAAAUGGCCUUCCAGCCUGGGACAAACCAAAGCACUGUCCAGACCGAGAACACGACUGGAAGCUAGUAGGAAUGUCUGAAGCCUGCCUCCAUAGGAAGAGCCAUGCGGAGAGGCGCAACACAUUGAAAAAUGAACAGCCGUCACCACAUCUCAUCCAGACCACUUGGACUAGCUCGAUAUUCCAUCUGGACCAUGACGAUGUGAAUGAUCAGAGUGUCCCAAGUGCCCAGACCUUCCAAACAGAAGAAAAGAAAUGUAAAGGGUACAUCCCCAGUUAUUUAGACAAGGACGAGCUAUGUGUAGUGUGUGGUGACAAAGCCACCGGGUAUCACUACCGCUGCAUCACGUGUGAAGGCUGCAAGGGUUUCUUUAGAAGAACCAUUCAGAAAAAUCUCCAUCCAUCCUAUUCCUGUAAAUAUGAAGGAAAAUGUGUCAUAGACAAAGUUACGAGAAAUCAGUGCCAGGAAUGUCGCUUUAAAAAAUGCAUCUAUGUUGGCAUGGCAACAGAUUUGGUACUGGAUGACAGCAAGAGGCUGGCAAAGAGGAAGCUGAUUGAGGAGAACCGGGAGAAGAGACGGCGGGAAGAGCUGCAGAAAUCCAUCGGGCACAAGCCAGAGCCCACAGACGAGGAGUGGGAGCUCAUCAAAACUGUCACUGAAGCCCAUGUGGCCACCAAUGCCCAAGGCAGCCACUGGAAGCAGAAACGAAAAUUCCUGCCAGAAGAUAUUGGACAAGCACCAAUAGUAAAUGCCCCAGAAGGUGGAAAGGUUGACUUGGAAGCCUUUAGCCAUUUUACAAAAAUCAUCACACCAGCAAUUACCAGAGUGGUGGAUUUUGCCAAAAAGUUGCCUAUGUUUUGUGAGCUGCCAUGUGAAGACCAGAUAAUCCUCCUCAAAGGCUGCUGCAUGGAGAUCAUGUCCCUUCGCGCUGCAGUGCGCUAUGACCCAGAAAGUGAGACUUUAACCUUGAAUGGGGAAAUGGCAGUGACACGGGGACAGCUGAAGAAUGGGGGUCUUGGGGUGGUGUCAGACGCCAUUUUUGACCUGGGCAUGUCACUGUCUUCUUUCAACUUGGAUGACACUGAAGUAGCUCUCCUUCAGGCUGUCCUGCUAAUGUCUUCAGACCGCCCAGGGCUUGCCUGCGUUGAAAGAAUAGAAAAAUACCAAGAUAGUUUCCUGCUGGCCUUUGAACACUAUAUCAAUUACCGAAAACAUCAUGUGACACACUUUUGGCCAAAACUCCUGAUGAAGGUGACAGACCUGCGGAUGAUUGGAGCCUGCCAUGCCAGCCGCUUCCUGCACAUGAAGGUGGAAUGCCCCACGGAACUCUUUCCCCCAUUGUUCUUGGAAGUGUUCGAGGAUUAGACUGACUGACUUCAUUCUCGUAAUUCCUACAGCACUACUGGGUGUCAUUUCAUUCCAUUGCCUAGAUCUUUUUUGUUUGUUCCUUUGUUUCUUUGUGUUGGGAGGGACUGUUUGGGGAUAAAGGGAGGUAGUCCUUAGCAUAGACAUGGAUGAAAUUGCCCCUUGAAUGCGGGUACUUGUAACUAUUGCAUUUUGUUCUCCAGCCCUUUGAUGUGAAUGCUUUGAAGGUUUUACAGUUGUGGAGGUGGGGUGGGGACAAUCAUUAAUUCACCAGCACCAAGCCAUCACCAGCUCCCAUCAGUCCCUGGUCAGAGACUCAAGCAAGCAAAAUGGCGUGGAAGAAGACUAACGAAGCCUUAAAACCAAGAUAAUAUGGUCAUCUUGAUCCAGUCCUGAUUUUUGCAGGGCUCAAAUUAGCAUGGUGCAGACCACCUUUGGUUAGAUGUGGCUUUCAGCUUUCUAGGGAAAGGUCUGAAUUGAUUUUUAUCUAUUCAAGAGCAUGCUGUUUUCAGCACUCUUCAUUCUCUCCUGGCAACAUAA
Neomonachus schauinslandi (Hawaiian monk seal) is the source of this 2042-nucleotide messenger RNA. RefSeq names its product thyroid hormone receptor beta (gene THRB). Gene Ontology annotation, molecular function: zinc ion binding; RNA polymerase II cis-regulatory region sequence-specific DNA binding; nuclear receptor activity. The transcript is spliced from 9 exons. The record is from RefSeq and is a predicted model, not a curated record. The coding region runs from base 117 to 1502 and encodes 461 amino acids. Gene Ontology annotation, biological process: negative regulation of transcription by RNA polymerase II; thyroid hormone receptor signaling pathway; cell differentiation. NCBI's taxonomy places the organism in Eukaryota, Metazoa, Chordata, Mammalia, Carnivora, Phocidae.